Cladophialophora yegresii CBS 114405 is the source of this 3042-nucleotide messenger RNA. RefSeq lists its product as uncharacterized. Gene Ontology annotation, molecular function: serine-type peptidase activity; dipeptidyl-peptidase activity. Gene Ontology annotation, biological process: proteolysis. NCBI's taxonomy places the organism in Eukaryota, Fungi, Ascomycota, Eurotiomycetes, Chaetothyriales, Herpotrichiellaceae. The transcript has a single exon. Bases 1 to 3042 code for a protein of 1013 amino acids. The record is from RefSeq and is a predicted model, not a curated record.
AUGGGCUCGGCUACAGCGCCAUGUCGCACUCCCUCCCCGUCUUCCUCUGCCUCCGCUGCGCCCCAAACCCCGGGCGAGGCUGGCACUCUUCGGAUCAUCACUGACCUACGCACAAAGCAACUCCCUCCCCCGUCGCCUCGAAAGAGAGUCUCGAUCGCAACUCGCAGAGAUAUCGACGGCGCCGUAUCGCCUUUCACAUCCCAGCCUCAGACACCAUGGCCAGAUAACUCACCACCUACGCAGUCGAGGUCGUCAUCCCUCGCUUUUAACUACGAUAUCUUCAACACGAGCCCCAGGCGGUGGCCUCCCACCCCGAGGAUGGGCACCUUACCAGAAGAGCGGGAAACGCUGAUAAAUCAGGCUGGCAGGUCGUCCAAGGAUGCAUAUCCGCGGCUUUCUCAGGACAGUGUCACAACUGCCUCGACGGCUUCGUUGGUCCUGGAGAGUCUAAAUUUGUCACAUGCUACGGAGAAGCGCUCGCAGCCCACAGACUACCGGGACGAUGACAGUGAUCCUGAGUUGCCCCGGUUUAAGGACAAGAACUACACCAUUGGCGGACAGCGCAUGUCCAGAGGGCUGAAGCGCGCGCUGUGGGUCCUCUCAGCCAUUGCAGUCGUCGGAUGGGGGCUCGCGCUACUGGCCUUCCUGGCUGGAGGUCGAUAUAAGCAUGCCUCGACGUUAGACUACGACCACGAGACGCCGAUCAAGAGCUCGGGAAAGAAGGUUACCAUGGAACAGAUUAGGAACGGGCAGUGGUCGCCCAAGUACGCCAAUAUCGAGUGGAUCGCUGGGCCCAAUGGCGAGGACGGGCUGUUAUUGGAGAUCAGUCGGCAGGGAAAGGAUUAUCUUGUCGUCGAGGAUAUUCGGAGUCGGACCUCGUCCGCGGCGAACGCUUCCAACGCCAGGACCUUGGUGAAGAGCGGGUGGAUCAACUAUGGCGGAGAACAAUAUUGGACUUCAGACUUCUGGGUCAGUCCGGACAUGAAGAAGGUUCUGCUGCUGGCGAAUCCCGAAAAGGUGUUUCGACACUCCUUCCUCGGACUGUACUUUAUCCUCGACGUGGAGACGCAGAACGCUCAGCCGCUCGAUCCAGCUCUGCCAGACGCGAAGAUUCAACUCGCUCAAUGGUCACCCCAGAGCGAUUCUAUUGUGUUUACGAGAGACAACAACAUGUUCCUGAGGUCACUCGCGUCGACCCAGGUGACCACGAUUACAACCGACGGAGGGCCCGAGUACUUUUAUGGGAUUCCGGACUGGGCGUACGAGGAAGAAGUCUUCGGAACCAACACAGCCACAUGGUGGGCGAGGGAUGGCCAGUACCUCGCUUUCCUACGCACCAAUGAGACCACCGUCCCAGAAUAUCCGGUGCAAUAUUUCCUCUCAAGGCCGAGCGGGAAAACGCCCGUUGAGGGCCUGGAGAACUACCCGGAGGUCAAGGAGAUUAAGUAUCCAAAAGCUGGAGCACCGAAUCCUGUGGUGGAUAUGCUGUUUUACGAUAUCGCGAAACAGGAGGUCUUCUCCGUGGACAUCGAGGGUGGGUUCCCAGACGAAGACCGCAUCAUCUUUAAUAUUGUUUUUGCGGACGACGGAAAGGCACUGGUCUCAGAGUCGAACCGCGAGAGUGACCGUGUAAGGAUUGUCCUUGUCGAUGUUGCCGCACAAUCAGGGCAUACUGUCAGAAUCGUUGACUUGAAAGACGUGGACGGAGGCUGGAUUGAGCCCACGCAACAGACAAAGUACAUCCCGGCCGAUCCCGACAAUGGCCGCCCUCAAGAUGGCUACGUCGACGUUGUCAUUUCUGACAACGGCAAUCACUUGGCUUAUUUCUCCCCAUUGAACAGCUCGAUUCCGGUCAUGCUGACGAAAGGGAACUGGGAAGUGGAUGGUGGGCCAGCAGCUGUCGAUUUGCAAAACAAUCUGGUGUAUUUCACGGCGGCCAAGCAAGCCCCUACGCAGCGCCAUGUGUAUAGCGUCAAGCUGGACGGUACCGACAUGCAAUCACUCGUGCCCACCAAUGAAGCCGGAUACUGGGAGUCCUCAUUCUCUUCCGGCGCAGGCUACAUCAGCCUAAAAUACACCGGACCCAACAUCCCCUACCAGAAAGUCAUCUCCACUCCGGCCAAACCGGAGAAAAUCUCCCAAGUCCUGGAAGAAAACAAGGCACUCGCUCAAAUGGCAUCCUCGCACGAACUGCCCCACCAAAUCUUCCAGAACGUAACCGUUGACGGGUAUACCCUACAGGUCGUGGAACGGCGGCCGCCUCACUUCGAUCCCAAGAAGAAAUAUCCCGUCCUGUUCUACCUGUACGGCGGCCCUGGCUCGCAAAUGGUCAACCGCCGCUUUCACGUCGAUUUCCAAUCCUACGUCGCGUCCUCGCUUGGUUACGUCGUCGUCACCGUCGACGGGCGCGGCACAGGCUUCAUCGGCCGCGAAGCCCGCACCAUCAUCCGCAACAACCUCGGCUCCUACGAGGCGCACGACCAAAUCGCCACGGCAAAGAUCUGGGCCAAAAAAUCGUACGUCGACGCCGACAGGAUCGCCAUCUGGGGAUGGUCAUACGGCGGGUUCAUGACGCUCAAGGUGCUCGAGACGGACGCGGGCGAGACAUUCAAAUACGGCAUGGCGGUCGCGCCCGUCACGGACUGGCGCUUCUACGAUAGCAUCUACACCGAGAGGUAUAUGCGCACGCCGCAGAACAAUCCGCAGGGGUACGACAAGUCGGCCAUCUCCAACGUGACGGCGAUGGCGCAGAACGUGCGGUUCCUCAUCAUGCACGGCGUGGCCGACGACAACGUGCACAUGCAAAACACCCUGACGUUGCUGGACAAAUUUGAUCUGGCGGGCAUUGAGAAUUACGAUGUGCACUUCUUCCCGGAUAGUGACCACAGUAUUCUGUUCCAUAACGCCAAUAGCAUCGUGUAUGAUAAGUUGGGGACAUGGUUGGUCAAUGCGUUUAAUGGGGAGUGGUACCGCACAGAAGAUCCACGGCCCGUCGAGACAGGCGAGGUGAAUGACGAUCUGGGUGAGAGGGGGACGAGGUGA